Molecule: messenger RNA, 3009 nt
Organism: Tetrahymena thermophila SB210
Lineage: Eukaryota; Ciliophora; Oligohymenophorea; Hymenostomatida; Tetrahymenidae
Product: chitin synthase
Exons: 10
Cellular component (GO): cell periphery; cell septum
Molecular function (GO): chitin synthase activity
Source: RefSeq, a predicted model, not a curated record
AUGCAAGAAGAAAUUGAUUUAAAACAAAGAUUAAUCAUUAAUGAUAAUUUUUAAAAUGACCUAAAAAUUAUCGACAAAGCUGGAUUAAAAAAUAUUUUUGAAAUUAAAGACCAUUCUUCCUACUAGAAGCCCUUAGAUUUAUUUAUGGUUUGUACAGGAUAAGAUGAUUAAGAUGGAGAACUUUAACCUUUGAAUGUUUACACUUAAGUGAUUUAACCAAAAGUAGAAUAUAAUUCUAACGAAUAACCCUACUAUGUCAACUUUGACGAAAAUUCAUACAGAAACAAUGGAAAUCUAAGAAGAAUUCAGGAACACGAUGGUUUGAUAGGGUAUUAUAGUAAAAAAAAGCAAGAAAAUGUUAUACAAAUGCUUGUUUGUGUGACUAUGUAUAGUGAAGAUAGACAUUUUCUAGAGCAAACUCUUCUUCAUAUUCAAAAAAAUCUAAAAGGAUUCAAAGAGCUUGGAGUAUCUGAUUUUCAAGUUGUUGUUGCUGUAAUAUAUGACGGUAUCAUGAAAACAAAAAAAGAAGUUGUUGACUUUUAUUUGGAACUUGAAAGAGAAGAUAACUUAGACGUACACAGAAACCUCAGACUUCGUAGAGAAGUUAUUUAAAAUUAAAUAGACUUUUUAGAUUUCUAAAAUUAAAGCUAUCUCUUAGAUGCAAACGAAGGCCUUCCUCCUACAAUCCCAUAACAAAUAUCUCUAUUGUAUUAAAAUAGAUUUUAAUUAAAGCUACAAGAUUAAAAUAACCGCAACUCCAAAGUCUAAAUUAUUAGCCCUUAAGAUGAUGAUUUUAAUUAAAAUGAACCAGCCUUAAUUGUAUUUUCUUUGUUCAAACAUAAAAAUGCUAAGAAACUAUCAUCUCAUUUAUGGUUUUUCGAAGGAUUAUGCAGAUAAACGAGACCUAAAUAUGUGUGUUUUGUCGAUGUUGGAACUUUGCCCUGUGAAUAUGGAAUUGUAUAAUUUUAUAAAGCUAUGGAAGGUAAUUUAAAUAUUGGAGGAGUAUGCGGCUUCUUAGGACUAGAAGAGCCACCUGAAGGUGAAUAAAACAAUGAAAAAAAUGAAUAAACUCAAUAUAUAAACAAGUAUUUAAAGCUCGCUCAAGUGUAUGAAUAUGCUACAGGACAUAUUAUAGACAAAAAUUUUGACUCUUUUUUAGGAUUUUUACAUGUCUUGCCUGGAGCAUGGUCAGCGUAUAGAUAUGAUGCACUAGAACUGAGAUAUGAUUAGAAAUCAAAUUUUAUGUAAGACAGCUAUUUCAAAUCCGUUUUGAACCCUGAUCUAUUGACUGAUGAUAUCAAGGAAGCCAAUAAAUUUUUGGCAGAAGAUAGAAUUCUAUGUUUGGGAAUAAUUUCUGCUAAAGGAUCAAAUUAUUAGUUGAAAUACCUUCCAGAUGCUUAUGCAGUAACUGACUCACCUGAAACUUUAGAAGAAUUCAUACACUAAAGAAGAAGAUGGACAAAUAGUAUGAUAUUUGCUCUUCACCAUGUCUUAAAGAACUACGAAUCAAGUACCAAAGAAAGUAGCCAUUCAGCUUGGUUUAGAAAGAUUAGACUACCAAUAAAUAUGUUCUUUGCUUAGCUUGGCUUGAUAAAUUAUAUCUUUUUACCUGCAUUUUUCUUAUUUAUGGUACUUUUGUCUGGCUACUAAUUCAACAUACCCUCAAAUUAAGUUGGAAAGGCAUUUUUAGAUGAAUAUAAUAUUUUAAAAAGCUGUGUUGCUAAUUACGAAUUGAAAGAAUUUGAAUAGAAUUGCAAUUCUGAUAAUGAAACGAAAUGUUUUAAGGAAUGUCAAACUGGCGAUCUAAAUAUCUUUUAAAAAAUUUUCAAUAUUUUUAUGAAGAUUUUCCCCUUCUUUGUAAUAAUUACUUUCAUACUAUUUAUGAUCAUUUGCCUAACUUUUAAGAUGAAAAAAUAAAAUUUCUCAGAGUUUUUAUAGCUCUUCAGAUAAGUAAUCACAGAAGAAGACAUGUAAAAAAUAGAAGAAUUCAAGGAACAGUUAAGGUAAAAGUAAGUGUAACCAAAAGAAAUAGAAACAGAAUCAAAUCAACUAUUACAAAAGUUAGGCGAAAAAAGACUAAAAGAGCUAAAGAUCCUUUUCGAAUUGAAAUAAUCUCAUAAGCUCCCAAGUGAUUUACAAAAGAUAAAAUCAACAUAUGACAAACUUUAUACUUAGAAGUAUUGUAAUAAGAUCUAUAAGAUAUUUGCUUCCCUAUUUUCUAUAGAAAGCUCUGUUUUAAUGAUAAUAAUUAGCUCAUAACUUUACAUAAACAUAUUUGCACCUGAAGUUUAUGUAGAUUUAGGAUUUAAUCUCUUACCUUCAUGGAUGAGAAGCUAUAUAAUUAUAAUUUUGAUUAUUAACACUGGUUUAUUCUUACUAAUUAUGUUUUUCCAUUUAAUUUUCUAACCGAAAUUAGUGCUGCUUGCUAUAAAAUCUUAUUUUUCUUAUGUUUUGUAUGCUCCUGUUUACUAAAUAUUUUUAACAAUCUAUUCGUUCUGCAAUUUAGACGAUGUGACAUGGGGUACAAAAGGGCUACAAAAUUCUUCUUAAAAUGAAAUUUUUGUAACUGAUAAGGUCAGAUAUGUAAAAUAUUGGAUCUGGAUUAACGCAGGUUUACUUUUAGCUUUUUUAUGUUCAAGCUUGAUACCUUUAGAUAAAACCCCUUAUGUAAUUAUUGGAAUAGGUAUUUAUGGUACUUGUUACAAUACUAUUAGAAUUACAGGAGGAAUCACGAAUUAUUUGAAAUAUUAUCUAUAUGACAAGCUAAAAAUCACAAAAAAUUUGAAAAAAAUAAAAGAAAACAAUAUUUAAUAACAGGAACAUUUAUAAAUGAAAUAUUUCUAAACAAUUAAAAACAGUAGAAGUUAAGUUAAUAAACCUUAAGAAUUCCUUGAAUCUUAUAAUAGUGAGGAUAGUGAGUAGUUAGUUUUUUCUAGAGCUAUCAGCGAUAAUAUUUAUCAAACUUAAUUAUAAUAAAAUUGUAACAAAGACAAAAUGCAUGAAAGUUGA